AUGGAGAUGUUGAUGAAGAUCAUUGGAGGGCAACUUAUUUUCUGUUGUGUGUUUUUCCAUGUUCUUGUUGCUGGUGGUGAGAGUCUAGAAGCACCAGAACUUAAGAAAAAUUGCACAUAUGUGAUCACCAUAGAAACCACAUGUACAUGGGGAGCUGAAACCUCAAAUCUUGUUAGUCUAAGGUUUGGUGACACAAACUCCAAUGGCAUAUUGGUGAGACACCUAAACUCCAAGCACUUAAGAAAAGUUGACCCUUUGGAUCCUAGGGUUCUUGAUGACAUGCCAAGGAAACCAUUCCAAGCAUGCAUGGUGGACCAAUUUGAGGUCACAGCACCAUGUGUUGAGUCUCCCAUCUGUUAUUUAUACCUCAAGCUCGUUGGAAACGAUGAUUGGAGACCAGGUUUUGCUCAUAUUCAAGUUCUUGAAGGCUCUCAUCUCGGUUCUGAUUAUUUUUAUUUUAGAAGAUUUGUGCCUAGACAUGUCUGGCAUGGCUCUGAUGUGUGUGAUAGUGAGGUUACACCCUUUGGACUCAAGAAGAAGAAAAAGGUUUAUGUGAACAUUCCAUGAGUUUAGUCAUGUAAUUUCAUGUUACUUUUUAUUUUCA
Molecule: messenger RNA, 604 nt
Organism: Vigna angularis (adzuki bean)
Lineage: Eukaryota; Viridiplantae; Streptophyta; Magnoliopsida; Fabales; Fabaceae
Product: embryo-specific protein ATS3A
Exons: 2
Coding region: 1-567 (188 amino acids)
Molecular function (GO): protein binding
Source: RefSeq, a predicted model, not a curated record